GUUAAAAUCAGAAGAGUAAAACAAAUGCUCUCGAAAGAGUACAUGAAAUAAGAAGAGAAAAUAUGAAAGGGCAGAGUGCUGCUGAGCACUAGCAUUUAGCAGGUGGACAGAGGACCUGGAGAGGAGCUGGAAAAGGAAGUGUGGCAGGUGAGAGCCAGGACACGGUGGGCCAUGGGAUGCAAAUGGGAGGGGUGGACAUAGUCCGGAAUCAGAGAAACAGUCAGAAACGUUCAGUGGGUUACCCAUGGGAGGUUAUCGUCCCCCUCCAAACCCUCCUCCAACCUUAGGGAAGCCUGCUGAGUCGGCCAGCCAUGGGUGCAUCCUGAAGAGCCAGCCUCAGGGCAGAAGCUGCAGACAGCUGGCCAGCCCACCCUGGGCAUGGGCGCCCCUGCCAAAGGGCCACUGUGCCUGGCUCAGGUAAGCAGCCAAGGCUGCAGGGGAAGUGCGGGCCAGUCCACUAUGGCCUCAGACGCUGACUUUGGGCAAAGGCCUCCCUACUGAAAAAAGGCCUUUCUCGCUGGGUGCAAGAGCACACACUGUGAGCCCAGCUGCUGGGAAGGCUAAGGUAGGAGGACUUCAAGUCCAAGACCAGCCUGGGCAGUUCAGGGAGACCCUGUCUCACAAUAACUACAGAGGGCUGGGGACAUUGCCACAUGGUAUCCCCGAUACCACCCAACCACCCAACCAACCAACUAACCAACUAACUAGAAGGCCAUUCUCAAGGUGAACGAGCAUAUUUGCUUUCUGGUGUAGGCCAUCCUUGGCAAGUUGGGCAUCAGGUCCCUGUGCUCCCAGGGCCCGUGGUCCUCUCAUUAAGCAGAGCCUGGAGCUGAGGAAAGGGGUUUGGGGACAGUGACGCUCUUCUGAUCUCGGGCCUUUUCUGACCCGGAUGUGGAUGACCACAUUCUGGUUCCAGAUGUGAAGCUACCACACACAGGCGCAGUAUGGACGAGUGUGUGAAGGGCUUCACCUCCACGACAGCCCAAACCCCAUUACAUUUUGCAGUCAUCAUGAUAGUGGAUGGGGCCCUCGGCUGAGUGCCUUGGAUCAGAAAGCCCAGGGUCUGUCCCAGCAUGGCUUUGCAUACCUGUCAGGGAAAAGGAGAAGAAGAAACAGGUACGAGCUCAGCAGGACAGGCUCAGAGCAGGGCAAAGCUGAGAGGGCCGCUCUGGCACUGGAGACCAGGCCAGCUGCUCUGCUGCAGGCUGCGGGUCUUUUGUGGGGUCUCGGGGAGGGGGAGCUCAGCGCGAGGGGCCAGGCUGCCUGGCAAGGCUUGGGAGAGCACAGGCGGUGACGGCCACCCAAGACCGAGGCUUGGGAAAGCGCGGGCAGUGGCCGAAGAGCAGGGAGGACAAUGCUAGGGGUCCCUGGAUGAGCUGUGCUGGGAGCAGGGUUUAGAGGGGCCUCAUCAGGACAGCGCCGCCGGAUUCCUCCAAUACCUGCAAUCCCAAAACUCUGGGAGGCUGAGGCAGGAGGAUCACAAGUUCAACCCUAGCCUGGGCAACUUAGUGACUCAACAAUACCCUGUCUCAAAAUAAAAAAUAAAAAGGCUGGGGAUGAAGCUUGGUGUAAAAGUCCUGGGCUCAGUCUCCCAGAACCACAAAAUAUAAAAGGAAAAGAAAACCAGGGAUCUAAUCCCAGCCGCGUGACAGCUGUUUUAGGCAAGUCACACCGGCUCUGAGCCCCAGAAGCGUCCUCUGAAAUGAAGGGGCAGAUACGAUCUGGGGGGUGUUAUUAGGAAGCAGCCCUGUGAGGCGUCUACUCCUUGAGUAAGGGACCUGAGGGUGGGGCUGCAGCAGGGUGGCGGGGGAUUGGGUAGGCCUGCUGUCUGUGCCCAGCGCCAUCAGAGUUCAGCACUAAGAUAGGUCGCCCGAGCUGUCAUUCAAAGAGUUCCUUAGCAGUGGGAGGGUGGGACCUGGCUGUCCGGUAACCCUGGGGGCCCCCAGCUAAGAGCCAGGGGAAGUAACUGGAGCCAGAGGAACCAUUCCAGAAGCCCACUGCACUGUGGAGAGAACCUGGAGGUAAGUCAUCCUGCAGCCUCUGCCUGAGACUGGGCAGGGGGAGCCAGGAAUGCCCCGUUGAGGGCCUUGAAAAGUCAGGAGUUCUGGGUGUUCUUGGAAGCAAAGAUAGUUUCUCUGAAAAGAGAAUGCAUCACUUCUGCCUAUUUCUGCUAAGAAAAGAAGAAGAGGAGGAAGGGUCGGAGGGCCCAGCGGCCUGGCCAGGUCUCUUCCACACCUUUUGCUGUCUCCUGGGCACAGAGCUUAGCCAAGGGCUUUGCUUUUCCAGGGGAAAGUUAGGAACAGGAUGAGGUGAAGGUGUUUGCAUUUGGGGGGGCUCUGGAGACCCGAGCAGGAUGCUGAGGGUGCAGAACCAGCCAGCGGACCGGACCCUAAGCAGAGGACACGGGGAGACAGGAGCUCCUGGGGUAUACGCUGCGGCUGCUCCUUACCUGGAGCCCUGCACAUUCAGCAGCCUGUUCCCGCUGGGCCCCGGCCUGGCGUGGCUGUGCUGCUCCGUCUGGUUCACUCUAAAAGUUGUGGUAAGGUAGAUGUAACUUAAAACUUACCAUUUUAACUUUUAAAGUUUUUGGUGCUGGUUGUUGAGCCUGGGGCCACACUCACGCUAGGCAAGUGCUUCAUCACUGAACGCUACCCUCAUUGUAAUUGUGUGUGUAUGCGUGUGCCUGUACGUGUGUCAUGGGGGAUUGAACCCAAGGCCUUUUUUAAAUUAUUAUUUUGAGACAAGGACUCUCUAAGUUGCCCAGCUUAGGCUGGAAGUUGCAGUCCUCCUGCCUCAGCCUCCCAGCAUGCUGGGAUUGCAGCUGUGCACCAUCAGAUCUGGCUCGAUAAACUUUUAUUUAGAAUUUACUACGUGUCUUCAAGCUGCUCCACAUCUAGUGGGAAAGACAGACAAGAAAGUCAGCGUCUCCAACCAUGUGAUAAAUGCUGUAACAGACACAGGUGUGAGCUCUGCCAGGGCCACAGAAGCCCUCAGUGGCGGGGAGAAAGAUGGAACCUGACCUGAGUCCUGAGGGAGGACUCAGGGAGGAGCAAGAUGAGGUGAGGGGUGAUGCGCUGCCUGCUGGCACAGAUGGAGCUGCGUGAGCCGGGGAGAAACCCUGGGCACCGAGCUCACCCUGGGACAGGAGUAGGGCUCGACUGCCCCCAGGAUCCUGCUGCAGGGGAGCAAGCCGACCUCCUGACCCCUCCGUUCCCCACUGUCAGCCCCAUGUCUUCCCCCAGCCCCAAGGAGACACCCCAGGAGCCCGAGCCCUGCAACCGCAAGAAGAGGAAGAAGGGAUGGCUGAGGCGAGAGGCCAGCAUCCGAGCCCUCACCAAGGCCGGCCAUGGGGCCCUCCGGGCGGGCCAGCACCGAGAGGCUGUGGUCAGCUUCCAGAAGGCUUUCCUCCUGGCCUCGGGGGCCCCGAGGCUCCGGGACACCUCUGUCCUGCGGGCCUGUGCCUUCAACCUGGGGGCCGCCUACGUGGAGACUGGGGACCCCGCCAGAGGCCUGGCGCUGCUCCUGCGAGCCCAGCCGGAAGCCAAGGCCCAGGGCAGGCAUCAUGGUGACCAGUGUUUCAAUGUGGCCUUGGCCUACCAUGCGCUCGGCGACCUGCCCCUCGCUCUGGGCUGGUACCACAAGGCCCUGGCCCAUUACCAGCCGCAGGGUGACCAGGGAGGGGCCCAGGCAAGGAUGGGAGCCUGCUACCGGGCCCUGGGGUGGCCCGAGCAAGCAGCCCACUGCCUUCAGGAGGCAAGCCAGGCCUACACCCGGGCGGGGCAGCCCUGGGCCGCAGCUCUGGCAUUGGGGGCCGCAGCGCGGUGUAUGCUGAAGAGUGGGCGGCACGGGGUGAGUGAGGUGGUGCAGGUGCUGGAGGACAGCCGGAGGCUUGCUGAGACCAGCGCUGAGCUGGGUCUGCUGGGGCAUCUCUAUAAUGACCUAGGCCUGGGCUAUGCCCAGCUGCAGCUGUUCCCUCUGGCCGUGGAGGUCUUCCUGCAGGCCCUGCCCCUGUGCCGGCAGCCAGGAGAGCAGGCCACAGUGCUGAGGAACCUGGGGAUGGCCCACAAUGCCCUCGGCAACUAUGGACAAGCCCAAGACUUUCAUCAGAAGGCUGCCAACCUGCACGGCUCCGUGGGGCAGAGGUGGGAGCAGGGCCGCAGUUUUGCUAGCCUGGCAUUCGCACUGAGCCAGCUGGGGGACCACAGGGCGGCCAGAGACAACUACCUGCACGCCCUGCAGGCUGCCCGGGACACUGAAGGAGCCGGACUCCACACGGCGACGGCUGGUGGCCAAGCUGGCAGACGCCAUGAGGACCCGCUUGACCCAGACUCUGGCUCCAGGAAGGCCCGAGGAUCCAGGCAGGGCCUCCCAGGUGGCAGAGACCUCAGCCAGGACACAAAGGAGCUGGGCAGUGGCCCAGGACAGUUCCCCACACAGCAGAUCUCCCAGCAGAUGGGAAGAUGGAGAGGUGGAGGAGAGCCCCCCAGAGAAAGAAGAGGGGUCGGCAUGUGUUCCUGUGAUGUCCGGGCCUCAGAGACCAGAGCGUCCAGGACACACAGAGCAUCCUCCCUUUGGAGGUGCAAGCCCCCCCAGAGUGGGAUACCCCCGCGCCCUGGUACACAGUGGCUCCCAGGGUAACAGGUGAGUGGGGGGGCGAAGGAAGUAGAAGAGGCUGGGGGGAGGGAUGGCCCUAACAGGACAUGGCCAGUGUUAAAGUCGCAGAAGAUGCUAUCUGGUGCUUGGGGUGCAGGCCCCAGAGCCCCUUCGCCUUUGCCCUUCAGCAAUCUGAACAGCCCUGGCCCAGCCUGGAGGCCUGCGGCCAGCCUUCCUCCUGCACCCGAGUGCAGCCUCAGGGAAAGGCAGGGCCCAGAGAGCUCUCCCUCCUGCCCUGAGUCCACAGCAGGGAUGAGGCCCUGUGCGGCUGGCGAGUCCUUCUCUGCCUCCUCACGUCCUCUAGGGAGGCCCUGGGCAGGAGUCCCGCCAGGAGAGUCCACCAGUCUGGCUUCUGCACUGUCUCGUGACCUGGAUGCUUCCAGCAGGGACUUGGUGUCCGAGCCCUCCCGGGGCCUUCAACCCUGCGAGGCACAGUCAGUGAGUGGGCGGAGCAGUGCUGGCUCUGCUCCUCAUCAGGAGCUGGGACUUAGUCGGCAAAAGGAAAAAAGAUGGUGAAUCCCCUUCUUCUUUCUGGAUCCAAACCUCACGAUCGCUAAGGCCUUGGGCAACUGUAAAACUGUCUCCUUGGUUAGGUGUCAUGGUGGCUCUGGAGUCACUGACUUUCUCCAGCAGAUCGCCUUUCCUCCUUGGGAAGGAGAGAUGGAAGGCUACAGAAGGCAUCUGUAUUUAUUUAUUCUGAGACAGCCUCGCUAAGUCAGUGAGUAAGCUGCCAGGCUGGGCCUGCACUCAGAA
Molecule: messenger RNA, 5406 nt
Organism: Heterocephalus glaber (naked mole-rat)
Lineage: Eukaryota; Metazoa; Chordata; Mammalia; Rodentia; Bathyergidae
Source: RefSeq, a predicted model, not a curated record